Molecule: messenger RNA, 621 nt
Organism: Trypanosoma theileri
Lineage: Eukaryota; Euglenozoa; Kinetoplastea; Trypanosomatida; Trypanosomatidae
Exons: 1
Coding region: 1-621 (206 amino acids)
Source: RefSeq, a predicted model, not a curated record
AUGUCCAUGGAUCCACGAAACGGUCGUGAUACCGUACGAAUGCGUUUCUCGGGUGCAGCCAAAGGCGUGACAGAGUUGUAUCGCGAAGCUCUACAUGCAUAUGAUAAUGGUUACCGUGAUGCCUUGCUUCAUAUGCAUCACUUCGUUCUUCUUCUUCUUCCUUCUCCUAGUACAACGACAACGGCGGGAGUGUCAACCGCGUUAACAGGGGUUCCCUCUUCUAAUGGCCAACAGCAGGUAAAGGCGGUACUUACCCCAACAUCGCCACAGACGGUAGAUGCAGAACGUUUGAUGCAAUUCAUUCAAAAUUCAUUAAAACGCCGGGAAGGAAAAACAGCUGCCUCACGUGAGAUCUCAAGACGUCGAAAGCGAUCUGAAGCUUACUCGUAUGGAGAUCAAAAUAAUAAUAAUAAUAAUAAUAAUAAUAAUAAUAAUAAUAAUAGUGGUAAUAACAGUAGAAUGUGGGGCAAUGAUGAUCGGGUUGGGCCGUUUCGUCGCCUGCAGUCCAUCACAGAAGAGUCAACAGAGGUGGAGCGGGAUAUGCUGCGCACAGUGCACAUCUCACGUCCGGCAGAGUCAGACGUUGAAUCCUCUGAAGACGAGUUUAAUGCCGAAUUGUAA